AUGAGACUCUUGGCGUGCGUCGCGCCGGAACAAAGCCCCCGCCUGGCGACCUACGCCGCCGGGCAGCUGCGCGACCCGCAGGCGGAGGUGCGCUUGGGCGCCUGCGCGCUGCUGGCCGCCUCCGGGGCGGGCCUUGUGGACUUUGCCGCGCGCGCGCUGGGCCCGGCGCUUGCAGACCGUGACGAGCGCGUGAGCCAAGCCGCCUUGAAGGCGCUCGUGCGCCUGGUGCCGUCCGGCAACGAGGCGGCCACGGAGCUGGCGCGGCGGCAGCUGGGCUCGCAGCGACCCUGGGUGCGGCGCUCGGCGCUGGCGGCGCUGGCGCACCUGGCGCCCCCGCCCGCCGACUCAUCCGCGGUCGCGCAGGUCUGCGCCUUGCUGUCGGAUGAGGACUGGCAGGUGCGCCUGGCCGCGGCGCGGGCGCUGCCCCGCCUGGCCCGCCGAGGCGACGCAGCGGCCUCUUGCGCCUUGGAGGCCGCUCUGAGGGACAAGGACCCCACGGUGCGAAGGGUGGCCGCCGGCGCGCUGGCCGGGCAGCUGGGAGGUGCACGUGGCGUCCUGGCCCUCGGCGCCGUUUUUGGCCCUCAAGGCCCAGGACCUCCCGGUGUCGACGUUUAG
Messenger RNA from Effrenium voratum, 615 nucleotides. Lineage: Eukaryota; Dinophyceae; Suessiales; Symbiodiniaceae. The record is from the annotation of a GenBank genome assembly.